This is a messenger RNA of Durio zibethinus, 1376 nucleotides long. Its product is annotated as caffeic acid 3-O-methyltransferase-like. The record is from RefSeq and is a predicted model, not a curated record. NCBI's taxonomy places the organism in Eukaryota, Viridiplantae, Streptophyta, Magnoliopsida, Malvales, Malvaceae. Gene Ontology annotation, molecular function: protein dimerization activity; O-methyltransferase activity.
CUAAGAUCUUUAAUUUGUAAACAAACUCUUUUUCCACGCUGCUAGAUUCAAGCUCCAUGGGUUCACUGCCAAACCUACAAAACAUUUCAUCAAAUCAUGAUGAAGAAGAGAACUGCUUGCAAGCCAUGUACUUAGCUUCAGUAACCACACUUCCUUUUGCUUUGAAAGUUGCCAUUGAUCUUGACUUGUUGGAGAUCAUAGCCAAAGCUAGUACUCCUAGUCGUAUGCUCUCACCUGUUGAGAUUGCCUCUCAGCUUUCUACCAAUAACCCAGAUGCCCCAUCCAUAGUUGACCGAAUUCUGAGACUUCUCGCCAGUCACUCUUUUUUAACAUGCAAUGUUGUCACUGGUGAAGAUGGACGUACCCAGAGAUUAUAUGGCCUAGCACCCAUAGGCAAAUAUUUUCUUCAAAAUGAGGAUGGAAUUUCCUUUGCUCCAGAGCUAGCUAUCUAUCUUGAUAAACAUAUUAUCGAAUGUUGGAAAUUCAUGAAAGAUGUAACAUUAGAGGGUGGCUUCUCAUCCGUCAAAGCAUUUGGGAUGCACUGGUUUGAGUUGCUGGGAAAAGAUAGUGAACUGUCUGGCACGUUCAACACAGCAAUGUCCAAGAUCACCCAUCUGAUCAUGAACAAAAUUUUAGAAACUUACAAGGGAUUUGAGAGUAUAAGCCAAGUGGUAGACGUGGGAGGUGGAUGGGGUACAAACCUUACUCUCAUAGUUUCCAAGUAUCCACAUAUUAAGGGUAUUAAUUUUGACCAGCCCCAUGUUAUUAAAGAUGCACCCAUUUGCCCAGGGGUCGAGCAUGUAGGGGGAGAUAUGUUUACAGAAGUUCCUCAAGCAGAAGUUAUUUUCAUGAAGUCCAUGCUUCACGAUUGGGGCGAUGAUCGAUGUUUGAAGCUAUUGAAAGUUUGUCACGAUGCACUGCCGGAGUGUGGCAAAGUGGUACUUGUGGAAGCCGUCGUGCCGGAUUUGCCUGAGAGUGACGCUGUGACAAAGACAAACCUUCAUCGUGACCUUGCCUUGUUUCACAUCCUUCCUGGUGGAAAGGAGAGGACCAAGCAAGAGUUUGAGACAUUGGCAAGGCAAGCUGGAUUCAAUUCUUUGAAGCUUGUUUGUCCUGCUUAUAACUAUUGGGUGAUGGAAUUGUACAAGAAUGUGAACCAUUCUGCUUAAUCAUCGAUCAUCUUCAACCUUGCCAGUUGGAUCAAUAAUCAUCAGCUCCAUGAUGGUCAGCAAUUUUUUUAUUACCUUUUCCCUUUUUUUUUUUAAUAAAAUGUUUAUCAAUAUUGCAUAUGGCUUAGUCAUAGAUCGUUACCUGUCUAGGCUCAAAAGUUUAAUUGUUAUCUUUGUCUUUGUAUUUCCCAAAUUCAGUAAUAAUGG